UGGGGCGCGGCGACACGGUCUGCGCGGGGCGGGCGGACCGUCGCGGCCAUGGCGGAGCGCGGCGGCCGGCGCUGCUGCCUGGGCUGGGACUUCAGCACGCAGCAGGUGAAAGUUGUUGCUGUUGAUGCAGAGCUGAAUGUGUUCUAUGAGGACAGUGUGCAUUUUGACAGAGACCUUCUAGAAUUUGGGACUCAAGGCGGGGUUCAUGUUCACGAGGAUGGGCUGACAGUGACAUCUCCAGUCCUGAUGUGGGUCCAGGCUUUGGAUACCAUAUUGGAGAGGAUGAAGGCGUUGGGCUUCGACUUCUCUCAAGUCCUCGCCCUGUCUGGGGCAGGCCAGCAACAUGGAAGUGUCUACUGGAAGACUGGGGCCAGCCAGGUGCUAACAAACCUGUCACCAGACCUCUUGCUACAUAAGCAGCUGCAGGCUUGUUUCUCCAUCAAGGACAGCCCUGUGUGGAUGGACUCCAGCACCACAGCUCAGUGCCGCCAGCUGGAGGCCGCCGUGGGCGGGGCCCAGGCUCUCAGCAGCCUCACCGGCUCCCGUGCUUAUGAGCGUUUUACAGGAAACCAAAUUGCAAAGAUUUACCAGCAGAAUCCUGAGGCCUACUCACAUACAGAGAGAAUUUCUUUGGUCAGUAGUUUUGCUGCUUCCUUAUUCCUUGGGUCUUACUCCCCUAUCGACUACAGUGAUGGUUCUGGAAUGAAUUUGUUGCAGAUCCAGGACAAAGUCUGGUCGCAGGCUUGCCUUAGUGCCUGUGCGCCUCAUUUAGAGGAGAAGCUUGGCUCACCGGUACCAUCAUGCUCUGUUGUGGGGGCCAUUUCUUCCUACUAUGUCCAGCGCUAUGGAUUUCCUCCAGGAUGCAAAGUGGUGGCCUUCACUGGGGACAACCCUGCAUCGCUGGCAGGCAUGAGGCUGGAGGAAGGUGACAUUGCGGUCAGCCUGGGCACCAGCGACACCCUAUUUCUCUGGCUCCAGGAGCCCAUACCUGCACUGGAAGGGCACAUCUUUUGCAAUCCGGUUGAUCCCCAGCACUACAUGGCGCUCCUGUGCUUUAAAAACGGCUCCCUCAUGAGAGAGAAGAUCCGUGAUGAGUCGGCUUCCUGUUCCUGGAGUGAUUUCUCUAAGGCACUGCGGUCCACGGAGAUGGGGAACGGUGGGAAUCUGGGUUUUUAUUUUGACAUAAUGGAGAUCACCCCUGAAAUUAUUGGGCGCCACCGAUUUAGUGCAGAAAACCUCAAGGUCUCAGCAUUCCCUGGGGAUGUGGAGGUCCGGGCACUGAUCGAAGGGCAGUUCAUGGCCAAGAGGAUUCAUGCCGAGGGCUUGGGCUACCGAGUCAUGCCCAAGACAAAGAUUUUGGCCACUGGCGGAGCAUCUCACAACAAAGACAUCUUACAGGUGCUUGCGGAUGUGUUUGGUGCCCCAGUGUAUGUCAUAGACACUGCCAACUCAGCCUGUGUGGGCUCCGCAUACCGAGCUUUCCAUGGCCUUGCUGCUGGAACAGACCUGCCCUUUUCAGAGGUUGUGAAGUUAGCCCCAAAUCCCCAAUUAGCUGCUACCCCAUCCUCAGGAGCUUCUCAGGUCUACGAGGCCCUUCUCCCGCAGUACGCCAAGCUUGAGCAGAGAAUCCUGGCCCAGACCCGGGGGCCUCCAGAGUGAAUGCCUUGGGCCCAGGCACCCCUGUUAACCCUGCGUUCAGACUCCACUGAUCCCAUUUGGAGACAUGCUCCUCCUGGACAGCAGGGAUCCUCUUACUUGUCCUAAGGGAGUACCAGCCCACCUGACUCUGCAGUGCUCCAGCCCUGCCUGGGACCACCUGAAACCCACCUUAGCACACCUUCCUACACUUAAAUGGACCCUUUUUCCCGGAACAGGAAAGCAUCUGUCUUUUCCUGUCUAACCUGGGAGGCAAGAGAAAACAGUGAGACUGGGAUAUGUCCAGUAAAAACUGUGACUGUUGGCCUUUUAAAGGCAGAAGUAAAGCUAAUAUAGGACCUCAAUCAGGAGAACAGGGAGACAGAGCUGUCCCCCAUACCCUGACCCCAGCAACCCCUUCCCCAACUUGGUCUUUUUGGCUAGUCCUCCCCCAAAAUAACCUGCAGCCACCUUCUCUUGCCCCAUACUGUAACUCCUGUGGUCCAUCCCUACCCCUGCAAAGCCUGACCCCCCCACCCCAUCCCCCAGCUGCUUCCUCCUUCCUCAUUUCAGGGCUUCCUAGGGUCUUCCUUUCUUGUCUUCUCCAUGCUCACCCCUCCUUCAAGUUUUGGUCUUCUCACCCUCCAGCAUCUGCCCCUUCAUCCUCCCUAAUCUCUCCUCCCUCCCCAUGCCCACCUGCUGUAACUUCUUCCCACCCAAAAAGCUUGACCUGUUGAACAGGCUUCUUGUCUCCUCCCAUCAGCUCUGCCCACAGGCUGCCUGACUCCCUGGCACACCAGACCACGUUCAGGGGCCCUCUCUCAGGUGAUACAGGGGAGCACCUCCAUCCCUCCAUCCCUUCCUUCAGAAGAAUUUCUCAAAUUCUGGAUUUUGUUGAUUCUAUUCACGUACAUACUCUCUGUCUUCUGUAUUUCCUGUAAAUUGGUGGUUGGGACUAAUACAGAGCUCCUCAACCUCAAUACUAUUAGCAUUUGGGGCUGAAUAGGUUUUGGUUGUGAGGGGGCAGCAGUGUCACUGGCCUCGAUCCACCAUAUGCCAGUAGCACCCCUUCCCCAAGUCAUGACAAUUCAGGAUGUCUUCAGGCAUUGCCACACAUCUGGUGGGGAUGGGAAGACAAAAUUGCCCCUGGUUCAUAACCACUGACCUAGAAAUUUGAUCCGAUGCACAUGUGAUUAUUUCCCUUUUUAUUGUCAGACAACUUCAUAAGAUGGUGGUGUAUUCUUCUUUCAGAAGGCACCUAAUGUCUGGUUUUCUUAAUGGGUUGAUUCCCAAGCAUCCUCUAACAGCAAGUAGGUUUUUAUUUUCAGUGUCAAUACGAUACAUUUAAUAUAUUCUAUGUAUUUUUAUCUAUUACAGUAAUUAUUUCUACCUUGCCUUCUUUUUGAUAGUCAUUCUUUCCAGCUUCUCUCCUGCUUUCCUGAUAUUUCAUUCCUUCUUUCUUCUUUACUGAUAUGAGCACUCCUUGUGUACUCCUUAAUUAUUGCUUGGCCCCAAAUCUCUGUCCCAUCCCUCUUCUCUCCCAUUCUGUCCCCUGAUAUUUCAUUCCUUCUUUCUUUUUUUAAAAGAUUUAAUUUAUUUAUUCAUGAGAGAGAGAGAGAGGCACAGACACAGGCAGAGGGAGAAGCAGGCUCCAUUCCAUGCAGGGAGCCUGACGUGGGACUCGAUCCUGGGUCUCCAAGACCACACCCUGGGCUGAAGGCAGCCCUAAACCGCUGAGCCACCCAGAUGCCCUUUCUUUUUUACUGAUACGAACACUCUGUGUACUCCUUCUUAGUUAUUGCUCAGCCCCAAAUCUCUGUCCUUAUCCCUCUUUCUCCCCCAUUCUGUCCUCUCUUAUUGGAUGAUUUCAUCUCUUCUUGGGUUUCAACCACUAUAUAUAAGCCAGGAACACCCAGAUCUUUAUUUCCAUCCAGAACUCUCCUUAGAGUCUAUCAGAAUUCUCAGAGGGGUACUUCAGACUCCACUUAUCUUCCCUUGCCCUUCCCCAAACUUCCUCCUUUUGUGUUCCUAUUUCAAUGAACUGGUGCCCGCUGUUCGUUCAUCCAUUCAUUGAAGAACCCAAACCCCAAAUGCAGUUGUCCUCCCCCUUUCUUUGUCAGAUAAGUCACCAAUUGAGUUUGGUUAUUCCUUUGGUAACUCCUAAAGCAGUUCCUUUCUCUGUAUCCCUCCUGUUUUAUCUUAGAUCCUUUUAUUCAUUGCUCAAAUUAUGACAGAAGCCUACAUAGAAAGUCCUGUGUGAUCUGCUUCCUGCAGAAUCCCCCAAAUUUUACCUCUGCUGCAGGCCCCUGCCUGUUUUGGGACUUCGAUUAAAUCAGUCUAUUUGUGGUUUCCACCCAGAGUGGAAAAAUGCUGCAAACUGGAUCUGAGACCUGGUUGAUCAGAGAGUAUAGGGGGAAGACAAAAGGAAGAAGUUUAGAAAGUGGGUGGGACCAGCAUCAUCACUUCUGAGAGAGAUGGAGUCAUCUUGAAAGGAAGUGGUGCCCCUAGCAAGCUUGGUGGUUGAAAGGAAAAAAGAAAGCUAAAGAUAACAGCCUGUCAAUAGCAAGUCAAAGAUUCAGAAGAAGAUGGAUAACUUCCCCACCCCUACUACCUAGACAUUACUUAUUAAAUAAGUUUUACAACAUUGAUCAACAGAAAAAAGUUCUCUUGGAUCAAGAAACAGAAAGGACCAGUCAAUCCAUCUCCCAUUUUACCUUUGCCCCCAUAGAGUUGCCUGUUAUCACAAGCAUGUCAAUAUAACUAGAAAAAGGAACUCACUUUGUAUACAAAUAUAUGAAGAAAACAAAGAAUAAUAACUUUUCAAGCUGAUGAAAUAGUCCAAAAUAAAGAGAACAAAACAGUAAACUGUAACAACCCUCCAACAUAAACUCUAGAAUUUUGAAACUGAAUAUGAAUAUGAAUACCACAGUUCAGAAAAUGCAAAACUCCGAAUAAAAAUGAAAAAACA
Molecule: messenger RNA, 4603 nt
Organism: Canis lupus familiaris (dog)
Lineage: Eukaryota; Metazoa; Chordata; Mammalia; Carnivora; Canidae
Gene: XYLB
Product: xylulokinase
Exons: 19
Coding region: 49-1659 (536 amino acids)
Biological process (GO): xylulose metabolic process; D-xylose metabolic process
Cellular component (GO): cytosol
Molecular function (GO): D-xylulokinase activity
Source: RefSeq, a predicted model, not a curated record